AUGCAAAAAAAGAUGAUGAACUUCAAGUCCAAGAGGUUUGGGAUCAGAUUUGGAUUUGGUAAGAGAAUCAACAAUAAAGGCACACAACAAGAUCAUCAACAAAAGGGUAUUGGUAAUAACAACAACAAUAGUAGCUGCAGCAACUGUGAGAUCAAAUGGGAACUUAGGCCAGGAGGUAUGCUUGUUCAAAAAAGACAAGAGAGCAUUGGUGAAGACUUGAUCUCCAUUAGAGUCUCUACUUUUGCUCAUUUUCAUGAUCUCUCCAUUGAAGCCUCCUCCAGUUUUGGAGAACUUAAGAUGGUAUUAUCGUUGCUUACGGGUUUAGAGCCCAAACAACAAAGGCUAUUAUUCAAAGGGAAAGAAAGAGAGGAUGAUGAAUAUCUACACAUGGUUGGUGUUGGAGAUAAAGACAAAGUAUUGUUGUUAGAAGAUCCAGCCUUCAAAGAGAAAAAGCUUCUUGAUCUUAACAACAUUCCCACUCCUUGUCCCACUAUAAUCGUAUAA
Messenger RNA from Thlaspi arvense, 504 nucleotides. Lineage: Eukaryota; Viridiplantae; Streptophyta; Magnoliopsida; Brassicales; Brassicaceae. The record is from the annotation of a GenBank genome assembly.